CGCUUGAACUCUGAUUUCGAAUCGCGGAAGUGGCUCACUCUGAUUCUUCCCUUGCAGGCAAUUCUGCUAAGUUAUCAUAGGCCGUCUGCUUGCAUACACUGUAAGUUGGAAGCUUGCUUCGUAAGCCGUUCUAUUCUCCCCAAUGGCGAGAGCAUAUGUUCCAGUGAUAUGUGUCGUCCUUCUGCAACUGGUGAUGGUGUCCUAUGCUGCAGCGGCCGAUAGCAAGACCUUCACCAUCAUGAACUAUUUACCGAAGGAUGAUUUCAUCAUCAUCCGCUGCGAUUGCCUGGACUCCAAUGAUAUUGUCACCGUGCUCAGCGACACCAUCGGUGAGUGUGAAGACAAGGAGUUCCAAGCUAGCACCUGCCCCAACGGUGCGUCGGCCAAGGGCUUCUUCUGCAAGUUCCUGUACUACAGACGAUCGGGCGUGACUAUCAAACAGCAAUACACAAAUAUCAAGGUCUGGGCAAGCACAGGGCCUGCCAGCACUUACUUCAAGCUCGACACCAAUGGUGUCUAUGGAUCGACCCAGUCUGAGAAUGUCGGAGCCGCCGCGAACAUUCUUAGUGGCUGGGUCGACAAGUCGUGGGUCGUCAAGGAUAAUUCUCUUGGAAAUGGACAGUCUUUCUGAUAAACUCAGAUAGCGUUUCCCAAUCCCCAGCGAAAAGACUGCUAGACUUAGUCGAGAUUGCGAGUGUUUGUACUGCUACUUGUACGUUCAGUAUCUAUAUGAGCUUUCUGAGCGGCGUUGGUGAAUCCAACAUAUAAUGUUUCGAUUGAUCUCCAGUAAACGCAUGAAUUUGGAUAC
This is a messenger RNA of Marchantia polymorpha subsp. ruderalis, 808 nucleotides long. NCBI's taxonomy places the organism in Eukaryota, Viridiplantae, Streptophyta, Marchantiopsida, Marchantiales, Marchantiaceae. The record is from the annotation of a GenBank genome assembly.